This is a messenger RNA of Myotis daubentonii (Daubenton's bat), 2992 nucleotides long. It is a transcript of the gene SPDYC, whose product is annotated as speedy/RINGO cell cycle regulator family member C. The record is from RefSeq and is a predicted model, not a curated record. Gene Ontology annotation, biological process: positive regulation of cyclin-dependent protein serine/threonine kinase activity. NCBI's taxonomy places the organism in Eukaryota, Metazoa, Chordata, Mammalia, Chiroptera, Vespertilionidae. Gene Ontology annotation, molecular function: protein kinase binding.
UCGUCCCCCCGCCAUGUCUGGGGUUCGUGCCCACGGUCCGAGCAAGAGGUGCAGUAGGUGGCCGGUGCGGAACAGAGCAGCCCGGGGGUGGCUAAAGCCCCCCUAUUUGUUAGUCACAGAUGGUAUCGCCCCGGCCGCCGGGUGGCCUCUGCCUAGCGGAGGACUCGGGCGCUCCGAGUGGCUGGGAGGUGGGGCGUUCUGGGGGCCGUGCCCCGUGGAGUGGGGAGUAGGCAGGGGAUAGACAGGCCUGGGACAUAAAGUGUUUUGAAACUAAUUCCAGGGGAGUCACAACAGUUUGACAAAUAAGAUGCUUUCUGGGAAAACUGGAUUCAGAAGAGGAAAAACUCGUCUCCUCCAAGUUCACCCCAAAUUGUGUAGAAGUAAGUUGGAUCCCCGUGGCUGCUCCGGAUUGGUCGAGAUGUAGUUACGCGGACCAAUAAAAAAAAAGAAAGGAAAUGUGCUGGCCUAUAGGAAGAGAAAAGCAGAAUCGAACCUAGGACCCUUCAGUCCACAGGCCGACUCUCUAUCCACUGUGCCAAACCAGUCAGGGCAAGGUAGUAAAUUUUCUGUGGAGUCUGUAUCUUGGGCAGCUGGGGAGGCGAGCGGCGGAGGCUGGAUGUGCUCCUGGCAGAGGUCACCCGCCCCCACCCCGCCCCGCCCGCCCCCGCCCCCUAUGAGAUGAGCAAAGCCCGGGCCCCUGCCCAUGAGGUUGCCGGCCAGGUGAAGCUGUGGGGCUGGAGCGGUCAAGAUGGCGGCAGUGGGCCUCUGGCUGCCCGCCAGCCCCUGGAGCUCCGGGCCUUCCUCCGCCUGCUGGAGCACAGCUGCCUUCAGGAAUUCCUCGCCAGAGACCCCUGUUUCCAGGUUUCAGAUAAGUAUCUCCUGGCCAUGGUGCUGGUCUACUUCCGGCGCGCCAACCUGAAGCUCAGCGAGUACACCUGCAGCAACCUGUUCUUGGCACUGUACCUUGCAAACGACAUGGAGGAGGACCUGGAGGAAGCCAAAUGUAUGAUUUUCCCGUGGGCCCUGGGCGAGGGCUGGCACAAUCAGGUGGCAGACUUCCUGCGCCAGAGGGACAGGCUGUGGGCGAGGAUGGGCUUCCGGGCUCUAGUGAGCCGCCGGCACUGUGAGAAGGUCAUGGCCAUGGAGCCAUCCCACUGGGCCUGGACUCGGGAGCGGUGCAACCACCACGGCGGGGCUCACAGGAGCUACUCAAAGGCCGGGAUCGCCCUCCCCGGGGGCCCCGGCUUCUCACCACCCCACUGCUCCCUCUGUGGCUCGCCCCCUCUCCAUAGUCACUACUCCCACCAGCCCUGCCCCUUGCCUGUCUUACCCGAGAGUCCUGCCCCAAACCCCGAGGGGUACGGCUCUCCUUCCCAGGCCUGUCUCUCAGGGGCUGAAGACCCCUGGGCUGGGGGCUUCCUCAUGGUCCUGCCCUCCCGGCUACUUCUGGAGCCAGGCACCUAUACCCUUCACAGUGAGUUGAGGGCAGGAGCUGGGGGUGGGCUUGGGCGCCUGGGAGACAGGUGUGAGGCUGACCGAACGAGAGGAAGGGCCGGGACCACAGGUCUGGGCGCAUGCCCCAGCUCUGCCAGCUCCUAGCGGUGUGAGCUGGGAAGUCUCCUCUCUGAGCCUCUCUUCGUCCUUCCCCCAGUCCUCUCGGAGCCGCUGCCAGUGCCCUAGGCGCAGAUGGACGGAUGGACGGACGCUCGCAGGGCGAAGAGCAGCUGGCCUGCCUGCCCUGUGGCCCGCUGCCCUCCUGUCUUGUUGACUGCAGGCUGUCAGUGCUGCCCAAGCCCCCGGCCCCUCCUCCCGACCUGCAACCUGCACCCACCCUGCCCCUGCCCCCCUCUAAUAAACUCACGUCCACUGUGCUUAGGCCUGGCUCCGUGGCCCAGGGUGGGGGAGGGAGGCAGUGGGGCGAGAGGCGUCUGGCAGGUUCAGGUCUGUGGUUGGGACCCAUGAGCACAAGGUCUGUCAUUGUUCUUCUCCCCGUUGGUGGCGGUCAUCCUGAGCCUCAGUUUCCCCUCUCUGGCCUCCCCUGGGGGUGAUGAGAUCUGCCGUGUGGAUGGCGCUGGAUGAGAUGAGGUGUACGCAGCCCUGGGAAGAGGGCCUGGAGCCUACUGCACACAAAGCUCAAAUGAAAAACAGCUCUAUUCUUGUCCGAAACGCCCGGGGGCAGGUCUGUCCAGGCAUAGGACUAGGCCCUUGCCCUGGGCUGCGACCCAACAGAAGGCCCUGGUUAUGCUAGAACACCCCUCCCCAAAGGGUGUUUGUUAACGACGGGCAGGGCGGCUUUCCAGAGGGGGUGGGGUUUGAACUGGCCUUGGACAGUGUCAGGUUUGCAUGAGGGCUGGCGAGGGGGGUGGUUCUGAGGAAGGGCUUCUUAGAGAGACAGCCUAUUGUACUGACUGAGUCUUGGCCUCUGAGCCAGGCAGCUUCAGAUUCCAGGUUCCUGCGUGACCUGGGCAUGUCCCUGAGCCUCCCCCAUGCCUCCUCCGUAAAAGGGGCAUUGCACCCAAACGGGUUUUGAAUGAUCUAAUCCUAGAAGGGUUUAGAACUGCCUCAAGAGUAGAGCGCAGCCCUGGCCGGGUGGCUGGAUUGAUUGGAGCGUCGUCCCGAUGUGCCAAGGUUGCGGGUUCGAUCCCUGGUCAGGACACAUAUAAGAAGCAACCACUGAAUGCAUAAGUAAAUGGAACAGCAAACUGACGUUUCUCGCUCUCCCUCCCCUCUCUCUUUCUAAAAGAAAAUCAAUCAAAAAAGGAUGGAGCUCGAAUAUGUGUUACAGCCCUAGCAGGUUUGCUCACUGGGUAGAGCGUCAACCUGCAGACUGAAGGGCCCUGGGUUUGAUUCCAGACACAUGCCUGUGUUUCGGACUCUAUCCCCAGUAGGGGGCGUGCAGGAGGCAGCCAAGCAAUGAUUCUCCCUCAUCCAUUGAUGCUUCUGUCUCUUUCCCUCUCCCUUCCUCUCUGAAAUCAAUAAAAAAAAAUUUUUU